CACACUCCAUAGUCUAUGAUUACGAGUAUUAUGCAACUGGUCACAACGCCGCUAUCUGUCUUGCCCCUAUUGGUAUCAGAGUAGAUGAUACUGUUAUUCAAACAAUUCCCCGCGUCGCUAAUUGUCAUUCCGAGAAAGCUCCUGAAUCACGUAUGCAAGCACGUACCAAUGCAUUAUUCUUUAUCGCCGUUUAUCGGCUUUGAAUCAUGGCGCGAUUGAGCUCCUCAUAGACAUUAGUAGCUAUUAGAUAGAUUAUCUGAAGAUAUCUUGUUCGGAAUGCAACAUUCCUGCCUAUUCAUAAGCUCUCUCCAACAGAACAUUUCCAUCUCACCCACUUCCUCCCAGGCACAUCUCAACUAGGUAGACAAGUUGUAACAAUCAAUCGCCAAUCAUCAGAAGACACCGCCAACAUGUCGUUCGGAAAGCUUUACACAUACCCCAAAGCGCCUCGCUCAACGAUGGUCUUAUUCGUUGCGGAGUAUAACAAGCUGGAUGUCGAAAUUGUCAACGCUUUCCCCAUCAAGGUUUACCCUGAGAAGGGCGGAGUUGGCGAUGUGUACCUGUCUAAGUUCCACACAGGAAAGGUACCAGCUCUUGAGACUGCGGACGGGUUCUGCGUCUAUGAGAGCAUAGCAGUGGCUUGGUUCCUGGCGAAGCAAGAUCCCAACACUAAGCUCUGCGGUACAAACCUGCAGGAAGAGACUACGGCUCUCCGCUGGGCUUCAUUCACAAACUAUGAGCUUCUACCGCCAAUCAUGGCCUGGAUCAACCCCGUCAUUGGCCGGGCACCAUCUAGCCCAGAGAUCUUAGCGAAACUAGAGGAAGGCUGCGAACUUACUGUUCGCGCCGUGGAAAAGGAAAUCACGGGGAAACAGUACCUCGUAGGAGACAAUUUGACUUUAGCAGACCUGUUCGUUGUCUCCGGUCUAGCAAGGGGCUACCAAUACGUAUUUACCAAGAGCUGGGCGGAGAAGCAUCCGGUUGUGCAUGACUACUACAUGCGUAUCAGGAAUGACCCUCAAGGGAUAUUCGAUCGCAUACUUGGCAAGCAGGUCAUUCGAGAUGAGCCGGGCGGCACAUACCCCGAUUAUGAUGGGCUAUAAGACUGCGGUGAGCUAGAUAGGCUUGCAAGAAAUUAUAUAUCUAUCUAACCAGUAUGCCGUCUUUUGCCUCUAAGCUCUAAAUCUGCGGGUAAAGUGUCUAUAACU
Molecule: messenger RNA, 1208 nt
Organism: Annulohypoxylon truncatum
Lineage: Eukaryota; Fungi; Ascomycota; Sordariomycetes; Xylariales; Hypoxylaceae
Product: elongation factor EF-1 gamma subunit
Exons: 3
Coding region: 411-1103 (230 amino acids)
Biological process (GO): translational elongation
Cellular component (GO): cytoplasm; nucleus
Source: RefSeq, a predicted model, not a curated record